Molecule: messenger RNA, 1242 nt
Organism: Psylliodes chrysocephalus
Lineage: Eukaryota; Metazoa; Arthropoda; Insecta; Coleoptera; Chrysomelidae
Source: the annotation of a GenBank genome assembly
UGCGACCAUUCUCCGUAUAGUAAAAGAUCAAAGUAUGUUUUUCGCAUAGUUAAAAUAAUGGAAGUGUUCUGUGAAUAAUGGAACUAGAGGAACAAACAUCCAAAAUAGCAUUUAUGUGUGUGGUCAAAUUUCUUUAAAGGUUAAGCCGGUUAAAACACCUUAAAAGAAGAAAAACAUUCUAUUUACUGUCACUUGUCACUAGGGUAUAUAUACUGGGAAAGAAGUGUGUAUUUGUAUUUACGUUUGUACAUGAUCAACCGGUUUUUUCACUCAAUUCAAUAUUAAAAAUAUAGAAAAUAACCCUAAAUACGUUAUUUUACAAAUUUUCUAGUAAUUACCUUUUGCUAAACAUCUUUAUUUAAAAUGAAUAAUAUGGUGCAUUGUCAGUUAUGGAUGGGGAGUUUGGAGCCUUAUAUGACGGAAACAUUCAUUUUAACCGCAUUUAGAAAAAUGGCAGAAAAUCCUCUAAGUGUAAAAAUAAUGAGAAACAAAUUUACCGGAGAGCCAGCAGGAUAUUGUUUUGUACAUUUUGCAAACGAUGAAGAAGCUAUACAGGCAAUGCAUAAAUUGAAUGGCAAACCAAUACCAAACACGGCCCCCACAGUUAGAUUUAGAUUGAAUAAUGCAAGUAAUACAGGAAGAUCGCUCAUAGACAGAGAAUUUUCUGUUUGGGUGGGAGAUUUAAGCCCAGAUGUGGAUGAUUACAAUCUCUAUAGGGUGUUUUCUUCCAAAUAUAAUACAAUUAAGACUGCUAAAGUAAUUUUGGAUAACAGCGGCUUUAGCAAAGGCUAUGGUUUCGUGAGAUUUGGCAGCGAGGAUGAAAUGAAAGACAGCCUAGUGUCUAUGAAUGGUUAUAUAGGUCUAGGAACAAAAGCGCUAAAAAUAUGUAACGCAGUACCGAAACCAAAAGGUGCUCUUACUCCUGGUACUGGAAAUGCUAGUGGAGGUACAAAUCAAUCUAAUGGUACAGAUUUCAGCCAGUAUUAUGACCCUUCCACAUAUUGGCAAAAUUACGCUUCAUGGCAGUCGCAAGGAUACUAUGAGCAGUCUGGCAAUGAAGUACCUCAUCAUGAUUCAAAUCCUUUUGGAGAAAAGAAGGAAGACGAUUUAGAUCUUAUAGAACAUUCCGCUCCAUUGGAUACUGAUAAAAUGAACAGGGAUAAAAUAGAUGCUGACUGCAAUCUGUGGGAUGCUUUGGAAAGUUCAAAAUGGCUUCCGUGUGAUAUGUUGGAGGUAGCAUGA